AUGGACUACUCGAACCUCCGCUCCAAGUUCCGAGCCACGAAGUGGACUCCUUCAAACGAGGAUAUCCUGCUCGAGCCUUAUACGUACAUCUCGGCCAACCCGGGGAAAGAGAUCCGCUCGAAGAUGAUCGAGGCGUUCGAUAUUUGGUUGGAGGUGCCCAAGGGGGAUCUGGAGGCUAUCAAGGGGAUAGUGAGGAUGCUGCAUAAUGCCAGUCUACUGAUGGACGACGUAGAGGACAACUCGGAACUCCGGAGAGGCCUUCCAGUCGCGCACACAGUCUAUGGCGUCCCCCAGACUAUCAACACGGCGAACUACGUGUACUUCUUGGCGGUGCAGGAACUAUUGAAGUUGGAAAAGUAUGAUGAGGCUGAGCGGGCGGGAGAUGGGGCUGAGGGGAAUAAGGGGAAUGGGAAUGCGAAUGGAAAGGGGAAGGGAAAGGCUUCGACGGCGGAUCUGGUAGCUGUGGUCAACGAUGAACUACUUCAGCUUCAUCGAGGACAGGGACUGGACCUGUUCUGGAGGGACAGCCUCCAGUGUCCGACGGAGGAAGAGUACGUCGAGAUGGUUCUAGGGAAGACCGGCGGACUGUUCAGGAUAGCCGUCAAGCUCAUGAUGGCUCGCUCUGACAACGACGUCGACUACGUCCCACUUGUUAACCUCAUCUCGGUCUUUUUCCAGAUUAGAGAUGACUACAUGAAUCUUCAAUCAGCCGAGUAUGAGGACAAUAAAGGCUUUGCGGAAGACUUGUCAGAGGGCAAAUUCAGCUUCCCAGUUGUUCAUGGCAUCCGGGCAGAUGGGUCUAAUCGUCAAAUCCUCAAUGUCCUACAAAAACGCACCAACUCCCACUCGCUCAAAACCUACAUCGUCAACCACCUUCGGCACUCUACAAAAUCAUUCGCCUACACUCGCCAGGUGCUCGAGACGAUCAAGGCGCAGCUGGAGGACGAGGUACAGAGCCUAGGCGGGAACGUCAUGCUGGAGGCUAUACUGAAGAAGCUGGAUAUUCCGCAAGAAGGGGAAGAGGAGCGGAAGGCGAAUGGGACGAGUGGGGUUAACGGCCUUACUGUGAAUGGGGCAGGUAACGGUCAUUGA
This is a messenger RNA of Dioszegia hungarica, 1092 nucleotides long. Its product is annotated as isoprenoid synthase domain-containing protein. Lineage: Eukaryota; Fungi; Basidiomycota; Tremellomycetes; Tremellales; Bulleribasidiaceae. Gene Ontology annotation, molecular function: prenyltransferase activity. The record is from RefSeq and is a predicted model, not a curated record. The transcript is spliced from 8 exons. The coding region runs from base 1 to 1092 and encodes 363 amino acids. Gene Ontology annotation, biological process: isoprenoid biosynthetic process.